AGAAGCCUACUGUGGGAGGGCACUGCUGGCGGCACUAGGCCCACACCUCUGAGUGCCUCUCCUCUCUGUCCCUCAAGAGCAGUGUCUGGACCAAGUGCUGGCCAUGUCCCAGCUGGUGGAGUGUGUCCCCAACUUCUCAGAGGGGAGAGACCAGGAGGUGAUCGGGGCCAUCUCCCAGGCCAUCUCGCAGACCCCAGGCUGUGUCCUGCUGGACGUCGACGCAGGCCUCUCCACCAACCGCACCGUCUACACCUUUGUUGGCAAGCCCGAGUGUGUGGUGGAAGGGGCCCUGAGUGCCGCCCGCACGGCCUCCCGGCUCAUUGACAUGAGCAGGCACCGAGGGGAGCACCCCCGCAUGGGCGCCCUGGACGUCUGCCCCUUCAUCCCAGUGAGGGGUGUCACCAUGGACCAGUGUGUGCUGUGUGCCCAGGCCUUCGGCCAGCGGCUGGCAGAGGAGCUGAAGGUGCCAGUGUACCUCUAUGGUGAGGCGGCACGGACAGCCAGCCGCAGAACCUUGCCGGCCAUCCGAGCGGGGGAGUACGAGGCCCUCCCUGAGAAGCUCAAGCAGGCCGAAUGGGAGCCUGACUUCGGCCCCAGCUGCUUUGUCCCCAGCUGGGGGGCCACCGUCACGGGUGCACGGAAGUUCCUCAUCGCAUUCAACAUCAACCUGCUCAGCACCAAGGAGCAGGCCCACCGCAUCGCCCUCAACCUGCGGGAGCAGGGUCGAGGACAGCACCAGCCAGGGUGUCUGAGGAAGGUGCAAGGCAUUGGCUGGUACCUGGAGGAGAGGAAUCUGGCCCAGGUGUCCACAAACCUCCUGGACUUUGAGGAGACGGGGCUGCACACAGUCUUCGAGGAGACCUGCAGAGAAGCCCAGGAGCUGAACCUCCCGGUGGUGGGCUCCCAGCUGGUGGGCCUGGUGCCUCUGAAGGCUCUGCUGGACGCGGCUGCCUUCUACUGUGACAAGGAGAACCUGUUUGUCCUGGAGGAGGAGCAACGGAUCAGGCUGGUGGCGAGCCGGCUGGGCCUGGACUCCCUGGCACCCUUCAACCCCUCAGAGAGGGUCAUUGAGUAUCUGGUCCCGGACCGGCUGGAGAAGAGCCUGUUGGACAUGUCCCUGCGCGCUUUCCUCUGCGAGGUGGGCGCCCGCUCAGCCACCCCUGGGGGCGGCUCGGUGGCAGCGGCCUCUGCAGCCAUGGGUGCAGCACUGGCCUCCAUGGUGGGCCAGAUGACCUACGGUCGGCGCCAGUUUGAGCACCUGGAUGCAGUGAUGCGGCGCCUGAUCCCGCCUUUCCAUGCAGCCCUGGCCCAGCUGACUUCACUGGUGGACACGGAUGCCCAGGCCUUUGCCACCUACCUGGAGGCCAUGAAGCUGCCCAAGAACACUCCUGAGGAGAGGGACAGGCGCACGGCUGCCCUGCAAGAGGGGCUGAGAGGUGCAGUCGCUGUGCCGCUGGCGCUGGCAGAAACAGUGUCACCGCUGUGGCCAGCGCUGCGAGAGCUGGCCCUGUGUGGGAACCUGGCCUGCCAGUCCGACCUUCAGGUGGCAGCCAAAGCCUUGGAGAUGGGUGUGUUUGGUGCGUACUUUAACGUGCUCAUCAACCUGAAGGACGUGAAGGACGAAGUGUUUAAGGACCAGGUCCGCCGGCGCGUUGCCAGCCUCCUGCAGGAAGCCAAGGCCCAGGCUGCGCUGGUGCUGGAGAGCCUGGAGGCUCGGCAGGAGUGACCGCUGGUGGGCACGAGACGGCAGGAGACCUCCCUGGACAGCACGGCCUUCAGCAGCCCUCACCUUCCUGGGGACAGAGUUCCACACGGCUCAUCCAUGUGGGGUCAGGAAACAUGGGCAGAGGCGAGCAGCAGGGCAAGGGUGUGCGCAGGCCUGUCCUGGUCUCUUGUGAACCAACAGACUGUCACUCUUGGUCACCUGUGGCCUCAAUAAAGCCUGAACUCCAAACCUA
Messenger RNA from Marmota monax (woodchuck), 1958 nucleotides. It is a transcript of the gene Ftcd, whose product is annotated as formimidoyltransferase cyclodeaminase. NCBI's taxonomy places the organism in Eukaryota, Metazoa, Chordata, Mammalia, Rodentia, Sciuridae. The transcript has 14 exons. Bases 104 to 1726 code for a protein of 540 amino acids. Gene Ontology annotation, molecular function: folic acid binding; transferase activity. The record is from RefSeq and is a predicted model, not a curated record.